AUGAAAAUCAACAGCGAUGUCGUCCAGAGCAUCACGAGCUCCAUAGCCCUUGCUGCACAAAAGGGCGUAGGUCUCGACUACACGGACCCCAACCAAAUUUUUCAAUAUGUCUUCACCGUCAUGUCUAUCGGUGCCAGCCUCGUUCCGAUUGUUGGGCCAGCUUUCGGCUCCAUCAUCGUACUCCUUGGCCAAGUUCUCUUCCCCCUGCAUACCCAAGAUGUCUGGGCCUCGAUACGCGCGCCUGUCGAGGCCCUGGUCGACCAAAAAAUCCAGGACUACCAUCUGAAGACUCUAGAAGCCAAGGUCAAAGGUUUCCAAGAAAACAUGGUGGCCUUUACGAGUGUCUGGCAAGGAUACGAGAAUGCGGGACCGGACAUCAAAGACCGACAGGCAGAGAUCCUCAGGAUGCACCACACGUCGUUUCUUUCCGUGGUGCGAACGUCGAUUCCCGACUUUCAACUCGAGGACUAUGCAGUGCCGGCCCUUCCCUGGUUCGCAUUCGCCGCCAACAUCCACAUCACGCUGCUCGCCAACGGCAUCAACGACGGCGUAUCGUGGGGCUAUACAGACGUUUUCGUUCAGCAAACGCUGCGCCCGGAAUUCGACAGGAAGACAGGCUCUGUUAUCGCGACUCGCGCCGACGAGCCGAGCGGGUGCUCGUCCAACACAUGUUCCGGAGACCAGGGAAAGUCCGAGCUGGAGCUCCUCGCUGACGCAAUAACUGCGGGCGAGUCUCAUCAUUGGUCUGCAGAGUUGCUUGAUACCUGGCGGACCGCCUACUCGGCGUUGAGCGUUCAACGACGCGGCCUCUUGGCCGAGCGUGAGAAUGAGAACGAAGACUAUCCAAGCUAUAUUCACCGCCAGUACACCCGGGGCCGCUCCAUGGUAAAGCCGUACCCGCCAGGCACCAACCAGGCCAUUGAGAAUCCGGGCAUCACCGAGGCGGCGGCGCUCCGGACUUAUGCAGACUAUGAUGCCGAAAUGAUCAUGAAUGUGCUCACAUAUGCCGAGUUCUGGCCAUAUCUUGUGCAUGGGCGUGACAUGCCCAUCUCGGUCCAGGAGAACCUCGACAGAGAGAUCUUCUCAGGACCGUACGGACGCUAUACGGAACAGGUGCCCUGGACCGCAUCCAGCCCACCGCCCGUGACUCCGCGAGUCGCCAAUCUCACGUCGUUCAUUGUACGCGCCUACGACGACAUUGACGGCUAUCGGCAGAAAUGGGGCGAAACCUGGUCCGCUCAGUACGGAUCUGGCACGGCUGGUGUGGCCCACCAGGUUGACCUGCGCCCAGACGAGUUUGUGAAAAAUAUCGACGUUGUCUUUGGGCAUAAGCUUGGCUCGUUGCGCUUCACAUCGAACAAGGGAGUGUACGGAACGUACGGCGCGGCCAAGAACACAGCCUUCUCGCCUACCCUCGACACGCCGGCCUAUAGCCUCAACGCCAGCGUCAACCGCACCGGCUAUGGCAUGUCAAGCGCGUACAUCACUCACUGGACAGGCGCCACUCCACCUGGCUGUGAGGGUAUCUUCUUUGGAUUUAGGCCGUUGGUUCUUGGCGGAGUCUGA
This is a messenger RNA of Akanthomyces muscarius, 1566 nucleotides long. RefSeq lists its product as uncharacterized. Gene Ontology annotation, biological process: symbiont-mediated killing of host cell. Gene Ontology annotation, molecular function: toxin activity. Lineage: Eukaryota; Fungi; Ascomycota; Sordariomycetes; Hypocreales; Cordycipitaceae. The transcript has a single exon. The coding region runs from base 1 to 1566 and encodes 521 amino acids. The record is from RefSeq and is a predicted model, not a curated record.